Penicillium macrosclerotiorum is the source of this 3390-nucleotide messenger RNA. RefSeq names its product ankyrin repeat domain-containing protein. NCBI's taxonomy places the organism in Eukaryota, Fungi, Ascomycota, Eurotiomycetes, Eurotiales, Aspergillaceae. Gene Ontology annotation, molecular function: protein binding. The record is from RefSeq and is a predicted model, not a curated record. Gene Ontology annotation, cellular component: ciliary inversin compartment. Gene Ontology annotation, biological process: protein localization to ciliary inversin compartment. The coding region runs from base 1 to 3390 and encodes 1129 amino acids. The transcript is spliced from 3 exons.
AUGGCUGACCCUCUGUCAAUUACAGCAAGCAUCAUAGCAGUCAUUCAGCUGUCCACAAAAGUGGUGAAGUAUGUCAAGGAAGCUAGCGAUGCGAUCGGACACAGAAACACCCUGCUUCUGGAGAUGAGUGCGACUAAGGGUAUUCUUGAUAUGCUGUGGGACGUCGAACAAGGAGCUACUAGUGACGAGGAUACCUUGACAAAUACUCAGAUUCUGGAACAACCGCUGAAGAACUAUGCAGCGUUGCUGAUGAGGCUAGAAGCCGCACUCGCCCCGGCGAAAGGGCUCAAGAAAAUUGGCAAAACGUUCAAAUGGCCCUUCGAGAAGGCAGAGAUGCUGGACAUCCUCGCUAAAAUGGAAAGAUACAAGAGCUUAUUCGGACUAGCACUCCACGCCGAUCAUAUCGAACUAUCUCGUGCGGUGCAUAGAGACUUGGAAUCGCUACAGAACCAGCAGAGGGAAGAAGAAAUGCGCGAGAUUAUCAGGUGGCUCUCGCCGCUCGACUUCGAAGCCAAGCAUCAGGAUAUCUUUGCCAGGCAUCAAGAAGGCACGGGCCAGUGGUUGCUGGAUGAUGAUCGGUUUGUUGGGUGGGAAAGGGGGCAAUCGCGGAUACUAUGGUGUCCCGGUGUUCCAGGAGCAGGAAAGACGGUUUUUGCAUCAAUCGCCCUCGAGCAUUUGCGCAUGUCUCUGAAGGACAAUGAAGACAUGGCCGUGAUUGGGAUUUAUUGUGAUUACAAAGAGUUCAACCAGCAAUCCACAUCAAAAUACCUCGCUAGCCUCCUACAGCAGCUGACUAUCCAGUGCCCAUCGAUCCCUGAUCAGAUCAAAAAGGCGUAUGCGGCGCACAGUAAGAAAGGAACAUCGCCAAGUUUUCCAGAAUAUUUGGAUCUGCUCACAAGACAGAUGACCUUGUUCAAGCGCACCUAUAUUAUUGUCGAUGCUUUGGAUGAAUGUACCGAAGCAAAUGGUGUCCGAGAUGAGCUGCUGGAGGGAAUCCUGCAAUUGCCAACAUUCACCAGUGUUCUAGUGACUUCUCGCCACAUACCCACGAUUGAAGAAUAUUUUCAGGAUGCAGUCAAGCUCCCUAUUCGCGCACAUGAAGAUGACAUUAAUCUUCAUGUGCGCAGUCGGCUUGCCAAGGAGAAAAGCUGGGGCCGCAGGAUCAGGCUUGACAGUGUGCUGCAAACGAAGAUCGCUAACAGUAUUGUAGAAAGGGCCAGUGGAAUUCGCAAAGAUGUGGAAAGGGCCCUACAAAAUCUCCCCAUUGGUUUGAAAAGCACAUACAACCAAAUUAUGCAACGUAUUGAUGACCAGGGAGAAGAUGACGCCACGCUGGCGAGGGAGGUUCUAUCUUGGCUGACUUAUGCACGCCGGCCAUUUGCCUGCUUGGAGCUCCAGCAGGCCCUGGCUAUCAAAGACCAGGACAAAACCUUCGAACAGGAUGCUAUGAUUCAUGAGGAUACUUUGGCCUCCGUUUGCGCUGGGCUGCCGGUCAAGGACGAUAUGCCAGGUUUGUACACCUAUAUUGCUGAUAACUGGGGCCACCAUGCCCGAGAAAGUCCCGAAACCCCAGUACUGGUGGAAAAGAUCAUAUCCUUCAUCAACAACAAGAAAAGACUGAAAGAUUGUAUCCAGCACAUGUCAGACUCUCAGUUCAUAACCACAACAAAAGGAUCUUCUCUGAUGUCAAGUCUUCAUAUCGCUGCAAUGUUUGAUCUCGAUAUGACAAUGAAGAGACUGCUGGAGCUGGAUCCAUCAGAUGUUAAUACCCAAGACAGUCAGGGGCGCACUCCCCUUUACUUUGGUGCAGCAGCUGAGGGUGGUGGAGUUGUGAACCUCCUGCUUGACCGCUCGGACGUGGAUAUCGAUCUGGCCAGCUACUAUCAUGGCUCACCACUCCAUAGCGCCAUCGAGUCCAAGCAAGAAGGGGUCGCAAAGAUUCUUCUGGAGCGCGGGGCUGACCCGGAAUCGAAAGAUGCAAAAGGUAUACGGCCAAUUCAUAAGGCGAUUAUGUUGAGCCUAGCAGAUACCUUAAGGACUCUUCUGAACAAAAAAGUGGAUAUCACAUCGACAACAAAUAGUGGGCAUACGCCACUUGAGCUUGCGAUGCCACAAGAUAGCAAGCUCCGCCAGAAAACAACCACUGGGUUAUGGCGCGACCGUGAAGUCAGUGCACAUAGUGCUGAUUAUCCCCCCUGUCUCCAGAUGCUUUUGGAAUCUAGCACUGAGAGAACUAUCAACGAGGGUGAGAUGCUAUUCCAAGCAACAAAAGACGGUCGGCCGGAUAUUGUCGAAAUACUUCUUCAUAAAGGUGCCAGGGUGUCGGAUCAAAGCAAAACAUUCAAUCAGCGAACGCCUCUACACUGGGCUGCUGAGAAGGGAUUUCAGACAAUCGUGGAGCUUCUCCUCCGCUUUAAAAGCAAUCCAGAUAUACAAGACCAACGUGGUUUUACACCACUUCAUUAUGCUGUAACCGCAGGUCGUGAAGAUGUUGUGAAAAUUCUCGUUGCCAAAAUGGAAGAUCUUGACAUUCAAGCCAACGAUGGGCUGACUUGCUAUCAAUGUGCACGCAUCCAAGGUUAUGAUGCCAUUACCAAUAUUCUUCUCCAAGCUGGGGCCAAAGACGAUGAUCAUGAAGAAGUACCUGUAGUUGACAUACAGCAGCGCCAUAAGAACAUUAUCACUAUCCGGGAAACCGGAUCGACGAACCCUUGGGCAGCUGCCCGGGUGCAGAGUGGCAAAUUCACCACGGAAGAAGACUACCAUUUAUAUAAAGAGCGCUUUAUUAUCGCCGCAGGACAGGGUGAUACUGAUGCUGUACUCCUAUGCCUUAGCAAAGGGGUCCAUGUAGACGAACGAGACCACGAACACAGUAAAACUGCACUUCACUGGGCCGCCGAAAAUGGUCAUAAGGACAUCUUGCAGCUACUUCUAGAAUGGGGGAGCAGUAUUAGCAGCCAAGAUCAGUAUGGAGAGACGGCUUUGCAUUAUGCCGCCGAAAGUGGGCACACAGAGCUUGUUCAAGCUCUGCUCAAAAAAGACCCAGACCUAACAGUGAAGGAUGAUCGCGGCCGCACAGCAUUGCCUUGUGCCAGAGACAAUUACCACCUGGAAUCGGUGCAGGUCAUCUUGGAAUUAUGGAAUGGCACUAAUGAAGAGACUGAAGAGAAGGAUAAACAGAAUAAGAGUUUGAUGCACUGGGCUGCUGAGCUUGGGGAUGAGAAGCUAUGUCAGCAACUAUGGAAUUUGAACCCUGACCCAAAAACUAUUGCGCCUGAUCAACGAGGCUGGACUGCCAUCAAGUAUGCAAAAUAUGGUGGUUAUUCUAAUCUUGUGAGCUGGUUUGAGGGACUGCAGGGUUCGGUCACUACGACUAAUGACAAUCCGUGA